Molecule: messenger RNA, 2637 nt
Organism: Paramormyrops kingsleyae
Lineage: Eukaryota; Metazoa; Chordata; Actinopteri; Osteoglossiformes; Mormyridae
Gene: gramd2b
Product: GRAM domain-containing protein 2B
Cellular component (GO): cytoplasmic microtubule
Source: RefSeq, a predicted model, not a curated record
GCCACAUGUUACAGAAAAGCGUUGGUUGGUAAAUCGAACAUAACUUCAUCUGAAUUUACAGUAAUCGGCCUAUCCGGUUACUGAGCUGUAUCAGGCAAACGCUAGUAACGUUACCCGGCUGAUUCAUAUUUAAUCACAGAGCUAAAGCCUGUACUGCAGAUAAGCAAAAAAGAAAGAGAAGGAAAGCAGGUAACGGGGGAGGCGUUAAAUGCGUACUAUUUUCCUGUAAUGCGUGAAGUUUCCUGGGAAGCUCGUCCUUUCCCUUCCUCUGGAUACGUCCCUCCCCCCACCGUGUUUUAACUUCGGGGCGGUGGAAGGGCUCCAGCUCAGAGGACGCUUGGCGGGGGAGGGUUAGGGCCGGACGCAAAUGAGGGAGACUGGGGCAGCGGUCAGUGGCCGGCGACAUGGUGCUGAUCACCGAGCAGCUGCAGGCAGCCACGGCUUCGCCCCUUACGCCGGAUGAGGCGAGAUCCGCUAAGACGGCCAGGAAGGAUGCCAGAGGGAUUCACUCAAAUUCCGAGGCCGAUAAUGAGGACAGAUUCAAGAGAAGCGGAAAAUCCCCCGUUGUCCUCGACGUGUCAAUAGAAACCGAGCCGGACACCUCGGAAAUUAGGAAGAAACCGUCACUUCUAAGGUCGAAGGGUAUCGAUCCGCUUCCCUUGUUGCAAAGUCCAAGUGAUUAUGAAGCCAAGCUGGAGAGGAAGAAAUCUCAGUCUACCCAGUUUUCCAAGACAAAUGCCCAGUAUCACAAGCUUUUUAAAGAGGUCAGUAAAGAUGAGCCCCUCCGACAAAGUUACACCUGUGCCUUGCAGAAAGACAUUCUUUACCAGGGAAAGAUGUUUGUCUCCGAAAACUGGAUCUGUUUCCAUUCCAAAGUCUUUGGAAAGGACACCAAGAUAGCUAUUCCGGUGCUCUCGGUUACCUUCAUUAAAAAAACGAAGACUGCCAUCCUGGUGCCAAAUGCCCUGGUCGUUACCACCAGCAGCAGUGAGCGGCACGUUUUUGUCUCAUUCCUGUCCCGCGACACCACCUUCAAGUUCCUGAAGACCAUCUGUGUUCAUUUAGAUGGAGACAACGUGGGCAGCAGCCCCGCCCCCUCGUCUGCGGAGAGCAGUUUCAGAGCCACUCGGCCCUCAUCUCUCCCACUGGGCUUUACUGGGGAUUUCGCGGAACUGGACGGCGUGGUCCGGCAGCGGAGGCAGGAAAUGCUGGAGAGCAGCAGCUCUGGAUCACAAACCCCAGACUACGAGAAGAUGGCAGAAUUUCCCAGCCUGCCACAGAAUUUCCUCAACGGCCAAGUGGCGGUGCACGCGGAUAUACACCGGCAGCAGACCCCAGACCCUAAGCAUACCCCUCAUCGCAAUGGUUUGGCCCCAGUGAUGGCAGCUACACACGACCAUAAGCCGUCACAAACUGUCUCGCUGAACACCCUCCUCUUCAUCUAUUUGUUUUUAGUGUGUGUCCUGGUCCUGUCCUCAUGUUAUAUGGCCUUUAAGAUAGUGGCUCUGGAGCAGCGGUUGAAUUCACUGAGGUCUUUGACGGAGUUCCCACACAAUGAGAAUAUUCUGCAUCAGAAGUCCCAGACGGAGUUUAGCGCAGAGAUCUACGGAGAGUUGUCGACCAAUCUAUUCAAGCUAGAGAAGAUUCAGAAGAAUUUGCAGAAGCUUCUAGAAGAGACCUGAAGAUUCUUCUGCUGCCAACACUGGAUGGGCUCUGGGGAGUUUGUUAGGGUGCAUCACUGACUUUUUAAAAGUACAAGCCUUUCUCUAGAAGGUGAACAACAAAUUUUAAUGGUGCAAUAAUUUUUCUUCCGUACUCUUCAGCUGUCUCAGGACUUAAAAGUGCACUGUGUACCCAAUAAAUCUCUCCCCAGUUCAUAAAAAAGGACCGAAUGGACAAACAAGUAAAUUUGCUUUCACUUUUACAAGCACCUCUUUAAGAGAUGUUUAAACAAGACUCUGCAGUGAGUAUCUGCUGCAAAUGAAGCGUCUCUUCAUGGAGAUCCCCCCUGUCCCCCUCCCACCUGGGGACAAAACCGGCAGCUCACGUAGCCGGUGUGUCCGCGCGCCAACACAGCGCUCGUUCAGGAUUACGAUGCAUUAACGAUUUCAGUUUAUUGGUCAGCUCCUUAUUCCGGCGCUGGAAAUGAAAUCCGUAUUGCGUAGGUUGUAUAUCGCUUCCGUUUUAAGAAUUGUGAUGUCCAGCUUAAUUUACCGUGCUUAAUGAUAAGCUGUGAGAAAUCGGGAAGCUUUUUCUCCCCUUUUCUGCGAAUUCAAAGAAAGUCUUGUGUGAUUCAAAGUGCACUUGUUUUGCUCAAGUCUCUAACUUCCUCAAUUCUCUUUGACUGGUGUAUUAAGAGCGGUGUUAGUGUUUGUGUUUGCAGAAUGAACAUUUCCACUGUAUUAUUGCGCUGCUUUUUGGGGGGGGGGUGUUUGCAUGUGCGUGUUACUGUGUUCCAUACAGACAAUUUGUUUUUCACUGGUCUGUACGAUUUCAAAAGCCUUAACUGAGUGUCGGUAAAAGGGGGUCUUCUAUCUCAGUCAGGCAUAUUUUCUUAAUCUUUUCUUAUGGACAGUCUUUGCUUGCCAAGUUAUCUGUGUAACAGAGUCCGGCAAUAAAUAGAUCUACUGUAAUGUA